ACAGCCGGGAAGCACUUCAACUUUUGACUCAACACUAUCUGCUUUGAAAACGUGAGAAUUCGCCGUAUACUCGAAAUGUCUUUUCACGCUAUUCGCAGUGUAAUAAAUUUCUCUAAAACUUUGUCUAGUAGUAAGGCACUUCUUUCGAAAUCUUUAUCGAAGUCGCUGUUUUAUGCUGGCGGUAUAAACACAAGAACACUGUCGAGAUCUUUGUUCUGUUUAAGCCGAAACCGGGAUUCUGAUCUCGGACGAAUCACAUCUAAAGUAACAUCGUGGUCUAAUACGUGUGGUUGUGGAUGCUCACUUCACACUAAAGGUGAUCAAGAAUUAGCUUCAUUUUUAGCCGAAGAAAUUGAAAAUGAAAAUAAAGUGCGAGUGAAAUCUGAUCUUCCAAAGCUUGAAGGAUUUGAAUAUUCCUUAUCUGAAGCUGAUGUUACUUUAACAAAAAAGUUUGGCAAUGAAAUAAUUACUAUAAAAGCCAAUGUUAAUGAUCCAUUUGUAUCUGAUUCUGAUGAUGUAAUGGAUCCUAAUGAAACUCAAGAAACUCAACAAGAGAGAUUGCAAGCAAAACCUCAAUUUACUGUAGAAGUCAAGAAGGGUAACAAGACUUUGUCAUUUACGUGCAGUUAUUCAGAAGUUGAUCCUAAUGCAGAAAGUGAAGCUUACAGUGAUUCAUUUGAAAUCACUGAUGUAGCUUUAUAUGAAGGUGACUCUACUGAUUCUACAUACUAUGUAGCUGGUGAAGUUAUGGAUGGUUAUCUGUAUGAUUUGCUGAUGAAUUACUUGGAAGAAAGAGGAAUUUCCAAUGAGUUUGCAGAUAAAAUGAUAGCUUUUUUUACAUCUUAUGAACAUCAACUUUACAUUAGGUUCUUGCAAGGAAUGAAGUCUUUUGUAGAAAAGUGAGGGGAAAAAAGCAAUUUUUAUGCAUUAGCUCAUCUCAUAUGUAUUGAUAAAUAGUUACAGGUUAUCAUUUUCUCACUAAUAGUUUGUGUUUCAGAAAUACUAUGUAAUAAAACGUGAUACAUUAUUGUUUUCCUGUAGGCUCAUUAUUUUUAAUUUUUCACAAAUGCAGAAAAUUUCUCAAUAAAUAAAUAAAUAAAAUAUG
Molecule: messenger RNA, 1105 nt
Organism: Stegodyphus dumicola
Lineage: Eukaryota; Metazoa; Arthropoda; Arachnida; Araneae; Eresidae
Gene: P32
Product: complement C1q binding protein P32
Biological process (GO): cytosolic ribosome assembly
Cellular component (GO): mitochondrial matrix
Source: RefSeq, a predicted model, not a curated record